AUGAAUACCAUGCUCCAUCAUCAAGAUCUCUCACUCGAUGUCUCGCAACUUCCGGAAGAGCUGCAUCAUCGAAAAACAAAAUUCUUUGGAAAAAGUACUCGUAUCAAGGCAUUCAUUUCUCAUCAUUGGAAUACAAUUAUGGGUGUUGCCAUGAUGGGCGCAUGUUUCUUAAUGGCUCUCGGAUUACUACUUGUCUUGAUGGGAUUUUUAGUACAUUCCGAAGGAGAUUAUUCGAUACAAGCAUCAUGUAAAUUAGUGGAGGCUAUUCAUUGUAAGAAGACAAUAACGACCUCUCAUGAUCCGAGCUUGGAUCAUAUUGAUUUUCAAAAUCCAUUUUUAGAAUAUGUUACAUCGGGGAAUUCCAAAUUAUUUUGUAAUUUUAUUGUGAUUGCAAAUACCGAGAAUCGAACACGUGAGAGUAUUGAUCGAAUUUUGUUUCAGGAGGAGACGGAAGGAGGACAGUCCAAAGACAUUUCUGAUGUAUUCAAUUCUGAGGAUAACAAGCAAUCGUCAAGUUCCGCUGGUCUUCCUGUGUACAUUUCGACAAGACAACGACGCUAUUCUUCAUUGUUUGUGAGGAGGCAAGCAACGUUUGGAUCCAUUAAUUCAACCAUGACAUGUUUUUUAGCCUCAAACGAUCCAGAACACGUCUCUUUUCAUAAAGCCGUUUCGAAUGGCAAGGUUGCAUUGCGAGUGUGUGGAAUAAUUCUCAUGAUUAUUGGAUUAAUUGGUUUGGUAUUCUUUAUUUUGGCUGUGACGUCCAUUCGAAAACAGUGUUUGGAUUUCUUGGGAAGAAUAUUUCGAAAAUAUGGUUUUCGACAAUCCAAACGAUCCGAAGAAGUUCUUUCGUUACGAAACAGUAGGGCUAAUGCCACAAGUAUUCACACUGGAGACGAUGAAGAACGAGAAUAUUUUGAUUAUGUCGAUAAAAAUGAUAGAAGUGAUCGAAAAUUGGUACGAGGAGGAGAAUUGGGUGAAGAGGAGGAUGAAGAUAUCAUGGUUGUGCAGUAG
This is a messenger RNA of Naegleria lovaniensis, 1011 nucleotides long. RefSeq lists its product as uncharacterized. The transcript has a single exon. Lineage: Eukaryota; Heterolobosea; Eutetramitea; Acrasida; Naegleriidae. The record is from RefSeq and is a predicted model, not a curated record. Bases 1 to 1011 code for a protein of 336 amino acids.